GCUGCACUCUCUGCACUUUCCCUAUUUAAAAGAAUAUGUAUUCGCGCUUAGAAAAGAAAAUGAUAAUAGAGAAAUGUCAAAAUAUAUAAAAUGUUAUUUAAAAAAUGAUCAAAAAAUGCAAGAAUAUGUUUAAUUCAGUUGUAGUAUGACUUUCUCUUUUUCUUUUAUCAGCUAAAAUAAAAUAUGUGAUGUAUAUCUCACAUAUUACUUUAAGCGCAGAAAGUGUAAAGGUUCAACCAAAACAAACAGAUGUCACGUCUUGUAGUUCUGCAGUAAUCUGCAGUUUGCUUGCAAUUUGUUCGUACGAGAUAUUAUAAUAACAUUUGUACGACAACAACCGGCAAUGGGAUCGAAAAUCUGGAAAUGGAAAAAUAUACCAGGCAUCCCAGGCCGAUGCAACGAUAUACUUUAUACACCGCCAAAGUUGCAGCCAACACACGAUCUUCUUGUAUUUUUUGGCGGUGACGUCCAAGAUAUUCGAGAAAAUAUGGAGAAGCAUCCAGAUAGUAAGAAAUAUAUGAAAUGGAAUUUAGAAAACACUGCAACUAUACUCUCUGAACAAUUUCCUAGAAGUCAUGUAUUUGUUGUUCGUCCAGCCAGGAUGUUAUUAACUAAAAAUGCAGUUUUUAGUUGUUUCGAUAACUUUGUACCAGGAGACAAAUAUGGUACACCCUCAUUUUGCCCAAUGCACAAAGCUUUAAAACAUUUAAGAGAACUCCUUGUUUGCUGCCUAGAACAUAUUCAAACAUUAAAAGUGGAAGAAGAUAUUGAUGAUGUUCAUAAUAUUGAAGCAAUAAAUUUAAAUCUAAUGGGCUUCAGUAAAGGAUGUGCGGUUUUAAAUCAAUUUCUUUAUGAAUUUCACUAUUAUGCUGAAAAUCCAAGUGACAAUAUUAAUAUAAAUAAUUUUAUAAAACUCAUCAAAAGUAUGUGGUGGUUGGAUGGCGGACACAAUGGUUCCAAAAAUACAUGGAUUACAGAACACAGUAUACUUCGAUCUUUUGCUAAAUUAAGAAUAAAUGUUCAUGUACACGUUACGCCAUAUCAAAUGCGUGACAUUCAUCGGCCAUGGAUUGGUUUGGAAGAAAAUAAGUUCAAUGAGAUAUUAAAAAAUAUGGGAGUCUCUGUAGAACGAACUUUACAUUUUGGCGAUAGACCGCGAAGUUUAUCAUCGCAUUUUAAUAUUCUUACAAAUAUCGGAAAUAAUGUAGAAUAAAGUCGUUUCUUUUAUACAUUUCUCAAAUGUUGAAUGUUGAAAAUAUAUUAAUUAAGCAUUUAUCUAUAAAAUUAAUAGAAUAAUAGAUAUCAACUGUUUUCUCAGGAGAAUUUCUCUUAAGAAUGAGAACAAGCAUAAAACUAUACGUAAAUUAUUAUCAUCGAUAAUAUAAUUGUGUAAUUUAAUUCCUGUGUUGCAGAUUAUUUAAACAAAUAAUUUAAUAGAAUCUAUUUUAUGGAAUAUUCCUGCAAUAUGUACAUUAACUUGUCCAAAAUAUCAUCUAAUCUAAUCAUAAAUAAUAACGUUCAUUAAGUACAAAUAUAUGUGAUAUAAUAUUUACAGUAUUAUUACAAUUACUGUGCGCGUACACUUUUUAUGAUAUUAUUAAUUAUAUUAUGAUAUUAUUAAUUUAUAUUUAUGAUAUUACAUAAUAUGCUAUGUGAUAUUUUUUAAAUAAUUAAAACUAAUAGAGAUUAUAAUUGUUUAUUUUAAUUCCCUAAGGAUAAAAUCAUGAUUCCCAUUUUUUAUACAAAUUUCAUUGCAUCUCUAA
Cataglyphis hispanica is the source of this 1763-nucleotide messenger RNA. Its product is annotated as mitochondrial protein C2orf69 homolog. The transcript is spliced from 6 exons. Gene Ontology annotation, cellular component: mitochondrion. The record is from RefSeq and is a predicted model, not a curated record. NCBI's taxonomy places the organism in Eukaryota, Metazoa, Arthropoda, Insecta, Hymenoptera, Formicidae. Bases 344 to 1213 code for a protein of 289 amino acids.